CCCUGCAUCUAAAACUUCAAGAAAUGAGACAAUCUUUCUUUGACGAGGGAUACCUAGGUUGUCAGUAUACUCAGAUAGAGGCCUUGGAGAAAGACAGAAACCAUAAUUUUAUUGUAGAAGUAAUAACACUCUAUUUCAGAGAUUCCCCUACUGGGGAAAGAGCCAAUAGAGGUACCCAAGGUUACCAAAUGCAUUCAUCGGUUAAAAAGCAGCAGCGCCAGGCUAGUGAUAUUAUUUUCAUCGGAGCCAUCAAAGUUAAUAGUGAACUAAACAAAGCAAGCUCAUUUCUCCAAGCUGGCAACAUAGAAGGAUUGAAAGCAGCACUGCGUGGUAUUAAGAAGGAGCACAGUGAACUCCGCGCAAAGUUUGAGACUUAUUUCCAGUUGAUGAGACAAGUUGGUCCAACAGAAGUAGCUGUGAAUUCAAGC
Molecule: messenger RNA, 428 nt
Organism: Thlaspi arvense
Lineage: Eukaryota; Viridiplantae; Streptophyta; Magnoliopsida; Brassicales; Brassicaceae
Source: the annotation of a GenBank genome assembly